Molecule: messenger RNA, 2160 nt
Organism: Lasiodiplodia theobromae
Lineage: Eukaryota; Fungi; Ascomycota; Dothideomycetes; Botryosphaeriales; Botryosphaeriaceae
Product: Cell cycle control protein
Exons: 3
Coding region: 1-2160 (719 amino acids)
Biological process (GO): mRNA splicing, via spliceosome
Cellular component (GO): post-mRNA release spliceosomal complex
Source: RefSeq, a predicted model, not a curated record
AUGACCCUUGAAGACUUUGAGCGCGAGCUUGCCGAGAGCAAGUCCCGCGAAGACUCCCACAAGCGCCGCCACCGCAGCCGCAGCAGGGACCGUGAUCAUCGUUCAAAGGAUAGCGAGCGCAGACAUCACCACCGACACCACCACUCCUCGAAGCACCAUAGCUCCCGCGACAAGGACGACGAUCACGAAUCGCGCCACAAGCACAAGCGCUCCCGCCGGGAUGACGACGACCACCGCUCCUCCCGCCGCCACAGAGACGACGACCGCGACGACGAACAUCGUUCAUCAAGGCGCAGACAUCAUGAGCGCAACCGCUCGCGGUCGCCGCGUGCCGACGACGAAGAUGCCUACCUCGAGAAGGGCACCAUGGACGCACCGCCUACCGAGGAUACCCUCGACAACCGACUGGCCGACGCGGAGGCUUCGUCUUUGAAGCGCGACUCCUGGAUGGAGGCACCGUCGGCAAUGGACGUUGAUUACGUGCAGAGGAGGAAGGAGCCAGAGCCCGACAAGACCAAGGCGACGAAGAAGGACUAUGACCUAAAGAUCCACGAUAAGGAGCUGAAUCAGCACCUGAGAGAUUUGCAGGAAGGAAAGGAAGACACUAGCCUUGUUGAAGAGCCGGCGCAGCAUGAAGUCAGCUAUACCUUCGGGGACAAUGGGUCUCAAUGGCGGAUGACGAAGCUCAAGAAUGUUUAUCGUGAGGCCAAAGAAAGCGGUAGGCCGGUUGAUGAUAUUGCACUGGAAAGAUUUGGAAGCCUCCGGGAUUUUGAUGACGCCCGAGAGGAGGAGACGGAGCUUGAACGCCGUGCAACUUACGGCAAAGAUUACGUCGGAAAGGAGAAACCAAGCGGGGAACUCUAUCAGGAGAGAAAGAUGAAGGCUGGCGUCCGGAGAGAUUCGAUUCCAAGUCAAAAUGAGGUACCCGAGCUUCCUCAAGGACAGAUCGUGCAAGAAAAGCCUCCCCCUGCAAAAGCUGCUGUGAUGGAUGCGACUUCUCUCAACAGGCUGCGAGCGAAGAUGAUGAAGGCCAAAUUGAAGGGAGGUCCAGAGGCAGAGAAGCUCGAGGCGGAAUACAAUGCAGCCAUGGCUGGUGCUGCCAACCGUAAGGAGCCUGAGGUUGUGGUGUUGGGCGCGAUGGAGAACAGGAUGCUUGCAAGCCGCAAGGGCGAAGUCAAGGACAUCGACAACAAGAGAGGCAGAGAGCGGGGGCUGGUCGAGGAGAACGAGGAUAUGUCCAUCGAGGACAUGGUUCGGCAAGAGAGGAGGACAAGAGGUCAACAAGGCGGAGAAGGUUAUCGCCUGGCCGAGACCAUCGCAAAGGACGCCAAGUUUGACAAUGACCUGGAUUAUAUGGAUGAGAAUGCCGGCAAGCUGGCCAAGCACGUCCAAAAAUCCAACAUCAACCUGAGAAAUACCGCCAUCAGCGACUUCCAGAAGAUGAACCGCAUCUUGGAUAGCUGUCCUCUCUGUCAUCACGAAGACACCAACACACCGCCGGUUGCGCCCGUCGUGUCUCUGGGAACUCGUGUCUAUCUCACUCUCCCCACCGAGCCUGAGAUCAGCGAAGGAGGAGCUUGUAUCAUUCCUAUUCAGCACCGCAUAAACCUGCUCGAGUGCGAUGACGAUGAAUGGGAGGAAAUCAGAAACUUCAUGAAAUGCCUCAUCCGCAUGUACCACGACCAAGGCCGCGACGUCAUCUUCUACGAGAACGCCGCGUCGCCACACCGCAAGCAUCACGCCGCGCUCAACGCCGUGCCCAUCCCCUACGACCUCGGCGAGACGGCGCCGGCCUUCUUCCGCGAAGCCAUCCUCUCCGCCGACGAGGAGUGGACCCAGCACACGAAGCUGAUCGACACGGCCAAGAAGUCGCGCGAGGGCAUGGGCCGCACCGCUUUCCGCCGCAGCAUCGCGAAGGAGAUGCCUUACUUCCACGUCUGGUUCGAGCUUGACGGCGGCAUGGGCCACAUCGUCGAGGACGCGAACAGGUGGCCGAAGGGAGAUUUGUUUGCGAGGGAGACGCUGGGCGGCAUGUUGGAUGUCGGGCCUGAGGUUAUCAAGAGGCAGGGCAGGUGGCAUAGGAAUGAUAGGAGGGUGGAGGGGUUUAGGAAGAUGUGGAAGAAGUUUGAUUGGACGAGGGUUUUGACGGAGGGGCAGUAG